Salvelinus sp. IW2-2015 is the source of this 859-nucleotide messenger RNA. The record is from RefSeq and is a predicted model, not a curated record. NCBI's taxonomy places the organism in Eukaryota, Metazoa, Chordata, Actinopteri, Salmoniformes, Salmonidae.
ACAAAAAAUGCAAAACACAGUGGAAUGUAAAGUAGCCAAAAUUCAUGGUGCAAAAUGAAGAAAAUCAGCAAAGACAUUGCAGGAUGCAAAUCAACCACCAGUAAGAACAAAAGGGUGAAGGGCUUCAACUGAAUAACACAUGGAGUUAACACAAAGCCUUUUACAGUGACACAUUCAAAUGACCUGGUAUGAGGUAAGGUCACCCAGUGGUGGUGGAGCGGCGUGUCACCAAGACUGAGCUGAGGAACAUGGAGGCCAGUGGUGGAGCUGAAGACAGAGAACACAGCCCAAGCAGCUGAACUGUCCGCCAAUGGGGGCCAGAGUGACAGCCAGCGAGAAGGAGGUGGAGGAGCAGGACAAAGUAGCUGACAGCACUUAGAGAGGAGAGUCACCAAGACUGAACUGCAGCUCCAGAAGAACAACAUGGAGGAGCUGAAGAGGGAGAACACAGCCAUGGAGGCCAGAGUGUCAGCCAAUGAGAAGGAGGUGGAGGAGGAGCUGAAGAGGGAGAACACAGCCAUGGAGGCCAGAGUGUCAGCCAAUGAGAAGGAGGUGGAGGAGGAGCUGAAGAGGGAGAACACAGCCAUGGAGGCCAGAGUGUCAGCCAAUGAGAAGGAGGUGGAGGAGGAGCUGAAGAGGGAGAACACAGACAAUAUGUUCUCUGCAGGUUUGACUGAUUCAGGAACUGUAGGACCGUUCAAUACUGAAACCCAACUGAUCUACAAGAGAGUCAUCACCAACAUUGGAUCGGCCUAUAACCCAAUAACUGCUAUGUUCCCAGCACCAGUGAGAUGAGUCUACUACUUCAGAUUCACUGCCUGGGAAUACCAUGAGAGUAGGCCUGUUCCAUGAUGACCAA